Molecule: messenger RNA, 681 nt
Organism: Paraglomus brasilianum
Lineage: Eukaryota; Fungi; Glomeromycota; Glomeromycetes; Paraglomerales; Paraglomeraceae
Source: the annotation of a GenBank genome assembly
AUGGAUAACUUCCAGGAAAUAACAUUCAACAAAGACCCAGCCACGGAACUCAGAUAUUCGGCAUGGUUGUUGGAACCACCAAUGGGAGUAACUUUAGGAAUGACAGUGGAGGAGCUUUUAGCCCCUGGUAGACGAUCGAAAUCGAAACCAACACCUCCCCGUCCACAGGAGCCGCAUAUAUUAUUCGGAAAAAAUUUUAGGGCGCUCCAUCGGAUGGAGUUUAUUUAUGGGAGCAAACGCUCCAUGAAUGAGUGGAAGAACGCUCUUCCCGUAGUUAAAGAAUACUUCGAAAUGUUGUCUAAGGAAGCAAAAAAACGGCAUGCCAUAAAAUAUCCGAAUUACAAAUACAAACCACAACCACGAAGAAACGUGGACGGUUCUAAAAGAAGAAGAAGACAGAGAUUUCCAAACGUUAACCCUCCUGAAACUCCACAACACAGCCCAAAAAUAUAUAUCGAUCCUAUGACCACCGGCACCGAUCAAUUUAUUUAUCUUAGCGACAUCAUACCCACGUUCCCUGCAACUGGUCAAUCCAUUAAAAGUUCGCCAGCGAGCACCACGACUCCGGAAGAAUUUGUGACUCAGGAUGACGAUGGGUUGUCAUUAUAUUUUGAUUAUGAGUACUAUACGAAUGAUGACGUGGCAUCCUGUUACCCCACAGCAGAAUUUUUCAAGCAAUGA